This is a messenger RNA of Coregonus clupeaformis (lake whitefish), 1952 nucleotides long. RefSeq names its product DNA damage-regulated autophagy modulator protein 2 (gene dram2a). Lineage: Eukaryota; Metazoa; Chordata; Actinopteri; Salmoniformes; Salmonidae. The record is from RefSeq and is a predicted model, not a curated record. Gene Ontology annotation, cellular component: lysosome. The coding region runs from base 597 to 1409 and encodes 270 amino acids. The transcript has 8 exons. Gene Ontology annotation, biological process: regulation of autophagy; photoreceptor cell maintenance.
UGAUGCUAUGCGGUCCUUUUGACCUUUUGGCAGACUCCGCAUAAUUGGAAACAGACUUCGGGUUUGAUGUGUAGCUUGGUUAUAUACUGCUUGUGUUUUAACAUAUGCAUACGUGCCUUAAUGGGGUAGUUUCCCAGACACAGAGAUGGAGAUGCUACGCUUAAUCUGUAUCUGCGGAAACUGCCCCAAUAUCAUUAAACUCUUAUUAGGGAUAGAUAUUGUUAUUGAGUAUUUUUGUCAUAAUGUGUAUGCCUUUUUUGUAAGCGUGUUUGGCACGUGCGUGUUUGUGGGGUCAGCCAGCACUCAGUUAAAUGAAAGUCACACUGUGUUGGAGUCAGCUGAUUUUAGGCUGCGCGAAGAGCAGCAGACUAGUCACAAGUCCUGACUUUGGGGGGGUCUUAGACUGUCUGGAACAGACACACGCAGUUCUGUUCUCUUCAUUUCCCAUCAAAGCAGUUUUCAACGGACUAAUAAAAGCUGGGUUUCACAGAGACCGACCAACUUUUCUCACGCUUGAAACCUGUCUAUCUGGAGCGAUACUGCUCUUGCUGCGUUGAAUGGAGUCCUGAGUCUCUCGCUCUGCUUACUACUGGAGUAUGUGGUGGUUCCAGAGGGGGGUAUGUGCUCUCCCUGCAGCCCUGGUCGCCUGGUCCUCGGCCACCUUCGUCCUCAGCUAUGUCACCGCUGUGCUGCUGGGCCACGUCGACCUACUAAUUCCCUACAUCAGUGAUGCCAGUGCCGUGGUUCCCGAACGCUGCGUCUUUGGGUUCAUGCUGAGUGUCUCUUCCUUUUUAGGUGUAGCCACUGUCUAUGUGCGAUACAAGCAGGUCCAUGCUCUGGCACUAGGUGGCGAGCUUAAACUGCAUCGACUUAACUGUGCUGGCCUGGUCCUGGGGAUCAUGAGCUCAGUCGGCAUGUGCGUCGUCGCCAACUUCCAGAAAACCACCAUCAUGUCAGUGCAUCUGCUGGGGGCGGGGCUGACCUUUGGCUGCGGGGCGCUCUACAUCCUGGUUCAGACGGGGGUGUCAUACCACAUGCAGCCUCGCUUCCACGGCCGGGACAUCCUAUGGGCGCGCACCGCCGUGGGGCUGUGGACAAUGGCCAGCGUUAUCAUCGCGUUUGUGUCGUCAGCCAUUCUGUAUGAUAACCUACCAGACGUGAACAGGAAAAUACGCUGGAGACCAGGGGACACGGGUUACACAGCCCAUCUGGUCAGUGCCGUGGCUGAGUGGUCUCUGGCCUUCUCCUUUAUCUGCUUCUUCCUCACUUACAUCCGAGACUUCCAGAAAAUUCAGUUGCGGGUGCAGGUUGUCAUGCAGAGUAAUCACCUGUACGACUACACCCAUUAUGACGUGAGGGAGCAUAUCCACCAUGGAGAGCACUCGCCACUGCUGGCUGGGAGCAUCUGACUACAUUGCCCCCUUCUGUAGCAUGGAGGCCACACUGCAGUCCCACCCCAGGAAAAACAUGACUAUCUCUGUGCCUUGAAAUGACUUCCUUUCUUCAUCUCUUACUGCUAAGUGGAAUGAUUGAAUAUGUUGGAACAAUAAUGCAUUCACCCAUCAUGUGAUUUGGGGCCUGUGAUUUAAGGAAAGGAGGCAAGAUGAUGCCGUUGGAGACUCAGCACUUCAUUGACUGAACAACUGUUGUGUUCAUUAGGUAAAACAAUGGAAAAUGUUUUGCAAUGGAAAAAUUAGUUUCCUUAUUGGACCAGUCCAGGCAGUCCCUCCCUGCUUCAGUCAGUAUUCUUCCAUUUGGUGCCUAAUGAACAUGACUAAAGAUAUUUCUAAAGACAUUUAGUGGGUCAAAAUGUUAAUGAAAGCGUGACACGUCAACUUUGAUUUGAUUUACGAUUUGACUUAUCUGUACUGUACAGUUUGCAUAACUUUUUUUAUUUCUGGUAUUGUACUUUUCUACAAAUAAAUCUGUUGUUAAUAUGACUUGUCAACAUA